Molecule: messenger RNA, 798 nt
Organism: Stegastes partitus (bicolor damselfish)
Lineage: Eukaryota; Metazoa; Chordata; Actinopteri; Pomacentridae
Product: hemolytic toxin Avt-1-like
Exons: 3
Coding region: 144-701 (185 amino acids)
Biological process (GO): monoatomic cation transport; pore complex assembly; cytolysis in another organism
Cellular component (GO): pore complex
Molecular function (GO): channel activity
Source: RefSeq, a predicted model, not a curated record
GAGACACCUUUGGGUGGCUCACAGAUCCCAUCAGGCGCCUCUAAAGAGCAGCACUUCAGGUCUGACAGUGCACCAGCGAGCAACACAGCCGUGAUCCGGACAGAUCUUGAGUUCACAUCGACCUUCACCGCAUCAGCAUCACCAUGAGCGAAUCAGCAGAAGCCCUGGCUGCCAACCAGACCAGCCGAAGAAAUAUCACUAUCGAGAUCACCAACGUCACCGGCAAGUACUGCCUCAUCGACCCCAAGGUUUAUCUGGAGAGCGGCGACAUCCACAGUCCUCCUCAGCCCACCGUCCGCCCACAGAGGACCGAAGUGUGCAACUUUGACAAGAUCAAGGGCAAAGCUGAGGGAGCGGUGGGCAUCCUGACCUACGACCUCUUCGAGCGGCACAGCAACGGCGCUCAGGAGAUACUGGCCAUAAUGUUCUCCGUGCCCCACAACUACAACGUGUACAAGAACUGGUUGGCUAUGGGCGUCUACCCCAAGGGCACCGAGUGCGAUGAGAAGCUGUACAAGCAGAUGUAUAACGACGAAAGUAAUGGAACCAAUUUUGUGCGGCGGGAGUCCGAUGGCAGCGAUCUCACCUUUGAGGGAGUCAACGUGGACGUCAAGGCCACCAUGUCUCCCCUGGGCAAGAGCAUGAUGAAGGUGGAGGUGUGGGAAAAGCUCUUCAGUCCCGGGUUGCGUCAGCAGUACUGAGCUGUUGGUCAAUCCAGAUAACCCUGCUUCACACACUGGUGUGUAGUAAACCUGCUACUGUAUCACCUGUUCAUGCAAUAAAUCUGAUACGACGCAA